Messenger RNA from Pyricularia pennisetigena, 1899 nucleotides. RefSeq lists its product as uncharacterized. The transcript is spliced from 2 exons. Gene Ontology annotation, cellular component: fungal-type vacuole membrane. The record is from RefSeq and is a predicted model, not a curated record. Gene Ontology annotation, biological process: transmembrane transport; basic amino acid transport. Bases 1 to 1899 code for a protein of 632 amino acids. Gene Ontology annotation, molecular function: basic amino acid transmembrane transporter activity. Lineage: Eukaryota; Fungi; Ascomycota; Sordariomycetes; Magnaporthales; Pyriculariaceae.
AUGGCGGCAGCUCCCGCUCCCGGAUCGCUCGGACGUCACCCGGGCGAUCCGGAAAACGAUACCGACGGUGACCACCUCUCGGGCACAUCCAGCGCGACCGAGACGGCGCCGCUUCUGCAGCACCGCCGGGAGGGCAUUGACUAUGACGGCCGCCGCGGGACGAGCUCGCUCGGCAGCACGCUGACUAAUGGCUCGACGACGCCGACGACUCAGACGACACUGCAACCCAGCUCCCGGGACGGCGCCGAUGCGGAGGGCGCCGGCGAUGGGGAUGCUGACGGUGAUCAGCCGGCAGCAUCCAUCGCGCCGGGUCGGGCGUUUGCGCUGAUCAUGAGCAUGUGGGUCCUUAUCUUCCUCCAGGCCAGCAACACGUCGGGCAUGACCAUGGCCCAGUCGGCCGUCGCCACCGAGCUGGACGCGUACGAGUCCGCCAUGUGGUUCACGUCGUCUUACCUCAUGGCCAUGUCGUCCCUGGCCCCCUUGGUCGGCAAGCUGGCUGCCGUCUUCUCCCCGGCCACCAUGAUUGUCGUCGCGUCCUGCGCCUUUGCCCUGGGCGCCUUUGUGUGCUCUCAGGCAACGACACUUGCAGUCUUCAUAGCCGGCAGGGUCCUGCUGGGGGCUGGUGGCGCCGGGGUCAUGACCCUCUCGUUGAUAUUGAUUAUUCAGUACACCAGCAAGAAGCGCAGGGGAUUGUUCAUUGGCCUCGUCAAUGCCGGCUUUACCGUUGGCUUGUCGAGUGGUGCCAUUGUCUUUGGUGCGCUUCUGUCAGUGGUCGGUUGGAGAGCUCUCUUCUACCUCCAGGUUCCCCUGGGACUCCUGGGUGGCUUGGGUGUUUGGUUGAGCUUGCCGCGGGCCGCCAGUCAUGACGUAUCGAAACCAUUUGGUCAGCAAAAGACAACCUGGCAGAAGCUGGCCGGAAUCGACUACCUCGGCGCUGCCACCAUGAUCACCACCCUGGUGCUCUUCCUCUACGGCCUAUCCGCUCCGACGGUCCAGUGGAUGCCCAUCGUCCUCUCGGCCGUCUCCCUGGGGCUCUUCCUCGUCGUCGAGCACCACGUCGCCUCGGAUCCCAUCAUCAUGCUCGAGGUCUUGCGCAGCCGCGGCAUUUUGCUAUCCUGCUUCGCCCAGCUUGGCUUCAUGGCAGCCCGCUGGACCGUGCUUUUUUACGCUCCGAUCUUCGUCCUCGCCGUCCGCGGCCUUUCCCCCGCUGUCGCAGGCGCCACCCUCGUUCCCACCAACAUCGGCUUCGGCUCGGGUGGUCUGCUGGUCGGCUGGCUGCACAUCCGCCGAGGCGGCUCCUUCUGGCUGCCGUGCAUCGUGGCCCUCUCGCUGUUCGGCUUGGCCCUACUGGGCAUCAGCUUCACCAGCAACGCCGCGACCCCGGCCUGGCUGUACAUCCUUAGCAUCUUUGCCAACGGCCUCUGCACCGGAGCAGCCCUCAACUACACCCUCGCCCACACCCUCCACCACGCCCGCCCCGGUGAGACCCAGUACGUCGCCGCCAGCCUGCUCGCCACCUUUCGUGGCUUCGCCGGCAGCUUUGGCACCUCCAUCGGCGGUGGCAUUUUUGGCCGCACACUCAAAGCGCAGCUCGCCGAGGGCUUUCGUCGGCUAGACGGCAGCGGCGACUCGCUGAGCCCCGGAAGGGAGAAGCUCAUCAGCAAGCUAAUCGGCAGCCCUGCGCUCGUAUUUGGCGGCGACCUUUCGCCCGCGGAAAAGGUCGUCGCUGUUCAGGGGUAUGAAGUCUCCCUGCGGGUCUUGUACCAGCUCGCGGCCGCCCUCACAGUCUUGGUAGUGUUGACCCAGGCCGGCACGGGGUGGACGGCGCCGGCGAGUCGGUUGGAGGAGGAGGAGACGAGGGAGAGGUUCAGACAGGCGGAUGCUAACAUGGAAGCUUGA